Molecule: messenger RNA, 1623 nt
Organism: Pseudozyma hubeiensis SY62
Lineage: Eukaryota; Fungi; Basidiomycota; Ustilaginomycetes; Ustilaginales; Ustilaginaceae
Exons: 1
Coding region: 1-1623 (540 amino acids)
Source: RefSeq, a predicted model, not a curated record
AUGUCGAAUCAGAGCGGUGCAGGCGGUCAACCGCCCAAGAGCGGCUUUCAUCAAGCAGCCUCCUUUGUUGAACGUGCACUGAGCUUCCGAGCCAAUACCCAACGAACGCCUUCGUCGUCUUCCGUUCCCAGCGGCGAACAAUCUCUUCUGCCUCAUCACGACAGGCCCUCUACUCGACCAGCCAUCCCUGCGCCGCUGAAUGCGAACGAUAUGAAAGAGACAGAGGUAUCUUUCCCAAGGGUGCCCGAUGCUCAGAUUGAGAACCUGCUCCCAGGGUCGGAGCUCGAAGAUGCGAGGCGGUGCAUUCAAGCGGCGUUGCAGGAGAUGCAUCUCAACUACGAUCUCGAUCCAAAGCUGCUAGAUGAACGAAGCGAAGCAAAUCGGGGCAAUGCACUACUUGCUCUUCUGCUCUCACGUAUCGUUGUACAUCAGCCAAAUUCGUUGGACGAUGAUUAUGAGCACGGCGAAGGCCAUCUUUCGGGUGCGAUCAUUGAUCAGGACAAUCAAGUAAGAGAUGGAAACACCUCUGCAGCGGAUGGGGGGAAGCCAAAGUCGACGUUGAUGGCCCCGCCUAGAACCUACGAGACGCAUGACCUUCUCAAGGCCAUCGACAAGAAAGACGUCGAGACCAUCCUGGCCAUCCGAAACGCCAAUUUUGAUCUGCUUCUCGAUCUGUCUCACGGGGGCGGCCCAGCCGGCAAGAACUCGCCCGCAGCAUCGCAAGCUGGUGGCUCGACCAACACUCCUCUCGGUUACGCCAUCUCUUUGGGCAAGGGAUGGGAGAGCGUCUCCAUCGUGCUAGUCGGAGCGCUGUCCAAGUUUGUCAGUCAACUACCAGACGACGAGGACGAGUACGAGAAUGCGCCAUCCGCCGCAACUUCGAUCGGAGGUACAGUGGAUAAGGUCAAAAAGCCCAAGAAAUUGCAGUUGGAUCCACGAACCAUGGCGCGUCUACGCAAGAUUCGUGUCAACCUCAAACUCGCCAUCGACCACAGCAUCUUUCAAGACCAGACGUCGUUGCUGGCUUCGUAUCUGCAGGUGUUGGUCAUGUCGGAAGGCUCACCGUUCCUGCAUUCUGCGAUAGAGGAUGUGGGCCACUGUCUUGCGCAGAGGUAUUCAGCGGCCGGGAACUUGGACGGAGGGGCGGAUCCGGUGGCGAGGAGUAGGUCGCAGGUGAUGCAAUUCGUCACAGAUUCUUUGAGACACAAAAGCGACAAGGUGGCGGCGGUGAAAGAUUACGUUGCCAACGCUCAGUCUGAUUUGCUGCUCAUGUCGCUUUGGUCGUUGAUCAAGCUGACGAGAUCGCAGUUUGAAGCGGUGCAGCAAGGGUUGGGUGGCAGCGGCAAGGGUGGAGAUGAGGCAGAGUUGAGGGAUCUGUGCAAUCCGCUGCCGAGCUUCUUCUUUGCGAGAGAUGAUAGGGUGUCGAGUAACUUUGUGGCUAGGGUGGGGAGGUUGGAGCAUGCGAUCGGAGGCAUGAGCGGGGUGAGGGGCCCGCCGGCUGGGCUGGUGAAGUUGGCGACGAGGGUGGCGGAGGCUUUGCAGGAGGGCGCGAGGAGAAAGAAUUCGCAUGAGAGGUUGGAGAUCAUCGCGGCGUCGUUGGAAGGAAGCAAGCGGCAGUCGUGA